Messenger RNA from Vicia villosa (hairy vetch), 444 nucleotides. RefSeq lists its product as uncharacterized. The transcript has a single exon. The record is from RefSeq and is a predicted model, not a curated record. The coding region runs from base 1 to 444 and encodes 147 amino acids. Lineage: Eukaryota; Viridiplantae; Streptophyta; Magnoliopsida; Fabales; Fabaceae.
AUGGUUAGUAAGUCCGUGGAGAAUGGAGAUUAUGAGGGAUUUAACAUCAACGGUAAAUGCUUUGUAAACAUCCUUCAAUUUGCGGAUGACACGUUAAUGGUGAGAAAUGGUAGUUGGAAGCACAUUUGGGCUAUCAAGGCAGUGUUGAUGAGGGGUUUUGAGCUUGUGGUGGGAUUGGGGAUUAACUUUCACAAAAGUAAUCUAAUUGGUGUGAAUAUUAAUUCUCAUUUCUUAGAAAUUGCUACUGGUUUUCUUUCUUGUAGGAAGGAAGAAAAAGAGUUCAUUUUUCUUGAAAUUCCUAUCGGGUAUAAUUCUAGAAGGAUCUCAAUGUGGAAGGGGAUUUUGACUAAGAUGAAGAACCGGCUUUGGUGUUGGAAGGGUCGUAUGCUAAGUUUUAGGGGUAGAUUGACUUUUCUUAAAUCAAUGUUGUUUGGGGAGUUUUAG